Molecule: messenger RNA, 667 nt
Organism: Aphanomyces astaci
Lineage: Eukaryota; Oomycota; Saprolegniomycetes; Saprolegniales; Verrucalvaceae
Exons: 2
Coding region: 85-558 (157 amino acids)
Source: RefSeq, a predicted model, not a curated record
GAUAUUGGAUGUCCCUGUCAAUAGGUCCACAUACUCAAAGUCGUAGUGUCGUAAGCGUUCCCACCAGUAUUGAUUGCAUCCCAAAUGGCUCCCAGACAGCGCUGUCAAGAACUAGCGUGUCGUCGGCUCGCCAAGGUCCAGUCCCGUUGUUUGUAUCACACACGGGACGUGGUGGCCGCUCGCAAAAAACAGCCCAAAGCAAAAGCAGCGGCCAAGAAAAAGAAGACGACGUGGGCGGUCGUGGCGUUCGUUCAAGCCGACCACGUCACAGGAACCAUCACAUGCUUGGUUCCAGCGUGUAGGGGUGGCGCCCAACGGGCCUCCGCGUUCUGCAAAAUGCAUGCGUCGUCCGUCCUGUGUGUUCUCGAGCGUCCGGGGUUGCUAGCCCCAGCUCUGACGACCACACCACAGCAAAUGUUGACGCCACGUCAGUUUGCAACGUUAGCGCAAAACCCACAACAGUGUCAUCUGCCAACGCAACCGCAACGAAACAGCAGAACUAGCUACAUCCAGCCGCCCAACCAUGCAUUUCUCAAGCCCGAGGUGUUUGAUGGCUAGGAUAUUCGUGGCACGCUGUCACGCAAGGACAUGUAUCACUGUCCGAGCUCCGAUUCAACGUGUAACGCGUAGUUAUAAGUUAUCUAAAGAAAUGCAAAUCCACGCCAUG